This is a messenger RNA of Aspergillus homomorphus CBS 101889, 948 nucleotides long. Its product is annotated as NAD(P)-dependent oxidoreductase. The coding region runs from base 1 to 948 and encodes 315 amino acids. Gene Ontology annotation, molecular function: oxidoreductase activity, acting on the CH-OH group of donors, NAD or NADP as acceptor; NADP binding; NAD binding. NCBI's taxonomy places the organism in Eukaryota, Fungi, Ascomycota, Eurotiomycetes, Eurotiales, Aspergillaceae. The transcript is spliced from 5 exons. The record is from RefSeq and is a predicted model, not a curated record.
AUGGGCUCCCGGAUGGCCUUCAUCGGCCUAGGAGAGAUGGGCAAGGCAAUGACCCGAAACCUUCACCGCGACGGGAAUCUGUCCAGCCCCUUAACCCUGUGGAAUCGCACGAAGAGCACCGCCGACGCCCACGGCGCUGAUCUCGGAGACUGCAAAGUGGCAGAAACGGUGCAAGAGGCGGUCGAGAGCUCAGACAUUGUCUGGUCAUGCUUACAGAAUCAAUCCGCGGUGGAGCAGGUCUUCGACAGCAUCUUUGCGGCGAAUGUCAACAUCACAGGCAAGCUGUUCGUCGACAGCUCGACCAUCGCCCCGGAAUGGUCCAAUGCCACCGCCAAACGGGUCAUUGAGGCCGGGGGCGAGUUUGUCUCGAUGCCAGUAAUGGGCGAGCCCGUGGUAGCAGCAGCCAAGAAACUCAUCUGCAUCCCCAGCGGGAAAUCGGAGUCCGUUGACCGGAUCCGACCGUAUCUGGAGGGCGUAGUAUGUCGGGCGAUUGUCGAUCUGAGCGGGGAAGAGCCGGGCACGUCGUCCCUCCUGAAGCUGAUGGGGAACUUCCUGAUCAUGACGACGAUGGAGACGGUGGCCGAGGUCAAUGUCUUCGCCGACAAGUCUGGGAUCGGCACAAAGAAUAUGAACAAGCUGAUGGGCGCCAUGUUCCCCAACCCGCCGCACUCCAUCUACAACCACCGCAUGCUGACGGGGGAGUACUACGAAGGCACACCGAUAGUCGAGGUAUACAAAGCCUUAGCCCUCACGGGCCAGGUGUUGGAUAUGGCUAAAGCAUGUGGCGCCUCCGUCCCCAUCUACGAGGUUGUACGGGAGCACCUGAAGCUGGUGCAGGAACACGAAGGCCCCAAGGGCGAUAUUACGGGCAUCUACGGCACCGUCCGGGUGAAGAGUGGACUACCCUACCGGAAUGGUGCGGCGGAGGGUAGCAGCAGCGAGAAGUGA